UGGUUACGCACAGAGCGAACAUGGGUCUACUAGGUGGCGUCUCGGCACACUGGGAUUAGCUGUCUUCUCUUUCAGCACUCCCUGAAUUCCAUUCCGCCUUUUACUCUCUCUCCCUCUCCCUCUCUCCCUCUCUUUCUAUCCCAGCACAGGACUUCCCUGUGACUUUGCAAAGACUGCAUUUAGCCAACAAGUCCCAAGUUUUCGGGAGUGCGCGCAAGAGGAGAAAAGCAAAGUUUUGGAGCCACUCCGAAUCGAUUUUUCUUUCUUUUUUUUUUUUUUUUUAAAGAUCCAUCCACAAGCAUUUAAAAAAAAAAACAAAAAAAACAAAAGGAUCAGUUUUACCUGUUGAUGAAGUCCCACCGGGUGUGGGACGCAGAGGAGCAGAAAAGUCUGAAAAAGGUGCAGACAUCACAGCACUCCAGCGGCCAGGAGGAGUGAAGGACCUCGGCUUGUUCUUCCUUUCUCCUUUUUAUUUUUACCCCAGCAUUUGAAGAGUGUGCUGGGUAAGGGGGGGAAAAAAUGGGCACUCCGACCACCAGCACCACUUCGAUCUGUGGACUUAUCCUCUCUUUGAUACUCACAUGCCAGCUGGUUACUGUGACUGAGGCCUCCAAGGUGUGGGGGGAGGUCCCUCUGCCAGAAGACUUGGAGGCGGAGAAAGACGUCAAGGCGUCGCUCUUGCUGGACGACGACGAGGACUUCGCUGCUGAUGAAGCUUCAGGAGAUCUGCCCAGCGGAGAAGACGAUGGCAGUGCACCGUGGACAUCCACAACAAUUUAUUACAGAGCUCUCGUCAACUUCACCGACUCCUUGGUCUACAGCUCAGAGCUCGAGGACAUCUUCUCGCCAGCCUUUAAUGAGAUCUCUGAAGCAGUGGUGGACACGCUGGAGUCUGACUACAACAGGAUUCCAGGUGUCCAGACAGUCAGCGUGGUCCUUAUUAAGAAGGUGAUAAGAGACGACGGCGUGGACGUGUUCGUGGAGCUGGACGUGGGUUCUGACUACAACAACAAUGACGAACAGAUCCGCAGCGUGCUGUACAACGUGGUGAAGGAGGGCGCCAUUGCUUCUUAUGUCACGUCAGUCCAGGGGUUUCAGUUUAGGCGACUUGGGGAAGUAACCCCCAGCAUCAGACCCUGCAUGCCAGAUGAGCACAGGUGUGGUGAUGGGACAUGUAUCCUGAUGGAAUACCUGUGUGACAACAGACCAGACUGCAGAGACAUGAGUGAUGAGAUCAAUUGUGAAUUAAAACGGCCGCUUCCUCCAGUCCUCAUCACCCCUCCCGCCAUAACCACAACCACCACCACCACCACCACAACCUCUACCACCACCCCCAAGAAGCCUCCACGCCCCCCCGGCCCAAGUGGACCCUGCAGAGCGGAUCAAGCCACAUGUCAGAGCGGAGAGUGCAUCUCCCGAGACUACAUCUGCGACGGAGAGAAGGACUGCGCCGACGGAAGCGACGAGUUCAGAUGUGGUACUCCAUCUCCCUGCGAGCCCAAUGAGUUCAAGUGUAAAAACGGCCGUUGUGCCCUCAAGCUUUGGCGCUGCGAUGGGGACAACGACUGUGAGGACAACUCGGAUGAAACAGACUGCCCCACCAAGGGUCCCGAUGACAGGUGUGCUCCUGAGCAGUUUGAAUGCCUGAGCGAUCGCACCUGCAUCCCGGCGAGUUACCAGUGCGAUGAAGAGCCAGACUGCCCCGACCGCUCCGAUGAGUACGGCUGCACUCCCCCCUCUGUGACGAGCCCGCCGGAGGAGUCCGUUCAGGCGGCGCGCGGGGCGACGGUGACAUUCACCUGUCAGGCUGUCGGAGUGCCAACACCCAUCAUCACCUGGAGACUCAACUGGGGACACAUUCCUGUCAGCAGCAGGAUCUCCAUGACCAGCGAGAACGGCCGAGGCACCCUUACCAUUCGCGAUGUGAAGGAGGCCGAUCAGGGGGCGUACACCUGCGAAGCCAUCAACGCUAAAGGCCUGGUGUUUGGCAUCCCAGACGGAGUGCUUACUCUCACGUCUAAUCCAAAUCCAGGCAAUUGUCCUGAAGGUCACUUCAGCGUGGAGGGCCGCUGUGUGUCCUGCUUCUGCGCUGGAAUCACCAAGAACUGCAAAGCCACCGGUCGCUACCGCAACCAGAUCAGCCUGCGAUUUACCGAAGAGGAGGACUUCAAAGGAGUGAAUGUCACCUACCCUUCCAGGCCAGGCACUCCUCCUCUCUCCUCCACCCAGCUCCUCAUUAACCCCGAGAUGAAGGAGUUCCAGCUCGUCGACCUGUCACGCCGUUUCCUCAACCUUGACUCCUACUGGAUCUUGCCUCGCCACUUCCUGGGCAACAAGAUUGACUCCUAUGGAGGAUCCCUGAUGUACAACGUGCGGUACACGCUGGCCCGCGGUCUGUCUGAGGUCGUGGAGAAACCGGAUGUGAUACUGGUUGGAAAUGGACGCAGGCUUGUGUACCGCAGAGGCAACACCACCCCUGCCCAAGUGGUCAACCAAAAGGAGAUCAAAUUCACUGAAGAUAACUGGCAGCACUCCAACGGUCGCCCCGUGAGCAGGGAGGAUCUGAUGAUGACGCUCGCCAACCUGGACAGCAUCAACAUCCGCACCAUCUACGAUAACCACAUGGUCAGCGUGGCACUCAGUGACAUCGUCAUGGACAUCACCUCCGUGGAGUUCAGCAUUCUGGGCCAUGCAAAGAGAGUCGAAGAGUGCAGAUGUCCUCCCGGGUAUUCAGGCCUGUCCUGCGAGACGUGCUCCUCUGGUUUCGAGCGCGUCCCCGGUGGCUCUUAUCUCGGAACCUGUGCUGGCUGUAACUGUAAUGGACACGCCGGCGCAUGUGAUCCAAUCAGCGGGCAUUGCCUGAGCUGCCAGCACAACACAGAGGGCCCUCAGUGUGGCAAGUGUCGCUCGGGCUACUUCGGUGACCCGAGCAGAGGUCGCCCCGACGACUGCAAGCCAUGCCCCUGCCCGUACUAUGAGACCUCACGGCGGUUUUCCGACACCUGUUUCCUGGAUGUUGACCAACAGCCAACAUGCGAUGCCUGCAGGCCCGGCUACACAGGAAGACGCUGUGAAAAGUGUGCUCCUGGUUACCAGGGCAACCCCCUCCUGCCUAAUGGAAAAUGUGUUCCCAUCCAAAGCUCCAAGUGUGAUAACAGAGGGGUUAUCACCUCCAACAGCAGACCGUGCAGCUGCAAGAACAACGUGGCAGGCGCCUUGUGCGACGAGUGUAAACCCGGCUUCUUCCACCUCUCGGAGGCCAACCCCGAGGGCUGUCUGCGCUGUUUCUGUAUGGGCGUCACUAAACAGUGUGCCAGCUCCACUUGGAAUAGAGAUCAGCUGCGAGGAGGGGCGAACGGGCAGCUCUUCUCCCUUUCCAACAGUGCCAACACUAAAACUAUCUCCGAAGGCAUCACCCAGAGAGGCUCUGAAGUCAUUUACCGCUCCUUCUCCAGUAUCCCCAACGACAUCUACUAUUGGGUCCUGCCUCAGAGCUUCAAAGGAGAUAAGGUGACGGCCUACGGGGGUGAGCUUCUCUACACGGUGCGCUUUGAACCGUUUCAACGCUCGCUGGUGAUUGACGGCCAGCCAGACGUGGUUCUCCAGGGCAACGGCAUCUUCCUGGAGCACCACUCUCAGACCAAGCCUGCCCCUCGUGUCCCACACACCGUCACCGUGACCUUCAGAGAGUCUGCGUGGCGUCGGGCUGAUGGACAGCCGUGUACCCGCGAGCACCUGCUGAUGGCUCUCGCUGAUGUUACCGUCUUCAUGAUCAGGGCUUCCUACGCAGACAACAUGGCUGAGAGCGGUAUCUCAGACAUCAAGAUGGACAUUGCUGUUCCUCAGUCCACCGGUAAUGAACGCGCUCUGGAGGUGGAAGAGUGCGCCUGCCCUCAGGGAUACAAAGGACCAUCUUGCCAGGAGUGCGAUGACGGUUACUCCCGGUCCAGCUCCGGCCUUUACCUGGGCACUUGUGAGAGAUGUAACUGCAACGGCCACGCCAGCAGCUGUGACCCCGAGACCGGCAAAUGUGUGCAAUGUCUCCAUAACACCGCUGGGCCAAGGUGUGAGAUCUGUCAGCCUGGUUUCUAUGGAAAUCCUCUAACAGGCGGUGCUCAGGCCUGCAAACCCUGCCCCUGUCAUGGAACCUCUUCCAACAACCAAUUCUCCUCAACCUGCAUUCUGGAUUCUGAUGGUCAGCCAACCUGUAAUAACUGUCCGAUUGGAUACAGUGGAAGGCGCUGUGAAAGAUGUGCCGCAGGAUACAGUGGCAAUCCCCUACUUGGACAGAGUUGUACUGCUGGCGGCAAUGAAGUCAAUGGUAACUGCUAUAGCUGUGACCAAAGAGGAAGUGAAGGCUGCAAUGGUCCCGUGUGCCGCUGCAAGAUGAACGUUGAAGGCCCAUCUUGCUCCAGCUGUAAGUCUGGAACCUUCCAUCUCAGCCAGCAAAACAAAGACGGGUGCCUGUCCUGUUUCUGCAUGGGCGUCACUCAGCAGUGCUCCAGCUCUACCUACUACAGAGACCUGGUGUCCUCAGUCUUCACUCCAGGGAACUUCCAGGGAUUCGCUCUGGUGAACCGUCAGCGCACCAACCGCAUCACCACCGGUUUCUCCGUGGAGGUUUCCACCGAAGGCACUCAGCUCUCGUACAGCAACUUCGACUACCUGGGACAGGAGCCUCAUUACUGGCAGCUUCCAGGGGUCUACCAGGAGGACAAGAGAGAUUCUUUCUUUACUCGCACGAAACGAGCAGAGCAGAGUGACUCACACUGGCCGGAGGAGCAGCAAAGGAAGGAUGCUUCCAUUUGGAACCUAAUGGCCUCUGAACGUAAAGACACCCACAGAUCCAAAAGAGCUAGCAAGGGUGGUGUCAGACAGCUGGACGAUGAGGUCUGGGCUCUCUUCUCUAACUUCUCCAACGGACGAGCCGGUUCCCCUCCAUUCUUUCCCUCCUCUUCCAAAACCUCCUUCUCUUCCUCCUCUUCUUCUUCUCGUACCCCAACUUCCUCUUCCUCCUCUCGAUGGUCUUUGCGUAACCUGAGCCCCCCCCCUCCUCCGUCUGAUAUCUCCUCUUCAGUUAGACCAACCAGACCCCAACCCUAUUCCCCAGGCCAUGCUCCUCACCUGCAGCACAAGAACACACUGAGCAAGACUUCCUCUAGCGCUUCAGGGGGCGGCGGCAAGUACUCUCUGGUCUACAAAGGUUUCAGCUUGCACCAGGAUGGUCUGCUCUACUGGCAGCUCCCAGCGCAGUUCACAGGGGAUAAGGUGGGUUCUUACGGCGGAAAGCUUAAAUACACCAUCUCUUAUGUGGCCGGUCCAAGAGGAACGCUGCUCGAUGAUGGCGACAUCCAGAUUAUUGGCAACGAUAUCACUCUGGUGUCAAGUCUGCCCUGGAAUAGGAGGCAGCAGGGCAGCAGAGAGACUAAGCAGUUUGAGGUUGUCUUCAAAGAGGAAAACUGGCAUCGUCCCGACGGCAUGCCCGCCACCCGUGAGCACCUGAUGAUGGUUCUGGCUGAUCUGGACGACAUCCUGAUUCGAGCGUCCUACUCCACCGAGAUGCGCUCCUCCAGCAUCUUUGACAUCAGCAUGGAAGUUGCGGUGCCCAACUACAGCGGCUUGGCACAGGCCCUCGAGGUGGAGCAGUGCCGCUGCCCACCUGGAUACCAGGGACUGUCUUGCCAGGACUGUGCAUCCGGAUAUACUCGCACAGGAGGAGGUCUAUACUUGGGCCACUGUGAGCUCUGUGAAUGCAACGGCCACUCUGACUCCUGCCACCCUGAGACUGGCAUCUGCACGAGCUGUCUGCACAACACUCAAGGAGAGCUCUGUGAGCAGUGUGCUACUGGUUUCUUCGGUGAGCCCACUGUUGGCACUCCAGAGGACUGCCAGCCCUGCGCCUGUCCUCACACUGAUCCAGAGUACCAGUUCUCUCCUACCUGUGAGAGCCUUGGAAAUGGAGGCUAUCAGUGUACUGCCUGUCAGCCUGGGUACACCGGCCAGUACUGUGAACGUUGUGCUCCCGGAUAUGUUGGCAACCCUCAGGGGAGAGAGAAGUGUCGUCCGUAUGAUGCUGCAGCCUCCCUGGUGGUGAAGGUUUAUCCGGAGAGGGUGCUGGCAUCCCAGGGUGGUCAUGUCACUCUCCGGUGUCAGGUGUCUGGCAAUCCUCCACACUAUUACUUCUGGUCCAGAGAGGAUGGACGAUCCAUCUCCAGCACGGCUGAGAGACGCAAACAAGGAGCAGAGCUGUACUUCCCCAAGGUCCAGGCGAGCGAUGCCGGUGUCUACGUCUGUACCUGCCAGGAUCAGCACAGCACCAACAAGAGUCGCGCUGAAAUUGUUGUCACAAAUGGCCAAUCCAAACCCAUUGAGGUGACAGUCGAGGAGCCCAAAGCCCAGACUGUCAGGGUGGGAUCUACUGUCAGCUUCAUCUGUACUGCAAAGAGCAAGUCGCCUGCCUACACCCUGGUCUGGACCCGAAGGGGUAACGGGAAGCUGCCCAACCGGGCCAUGGACUUCAACGGCAUCCUGACAAUUCAGAACGUCCAGCCCGAGGAUGCAGGCGUCUACGUUUGCACGGGCUCCAACAUGUUUGCCAUGGACGAGGGCACUGCCAUCCUCUACGUGCCAGAGGCCUCACAGACUCAGAUGUUUUACACAGCCUAUGAAAUGUUUGAAGGACACAGAAAGCCUGCAGAGGGGGCCCAGCCUGUGGCCACCAUCACUCCCUCAGUGCUGAAUGUCCAGCAGGGCCAGCGGGCAGAGUUUCGCUGCACAGUGACUGGGAACCCAACCCCUGCCAUUGAAUGGAUUGGAGGUCCAGGGAACAGAAUGAGUCCCAGAGCUGUGAUACGAGGUGGCAUACUGAGCUUCACAGCAGUGGACCCAGCUGAUGAAGGAGACUACACCUGCAAGGCCCUGAACACUCACGGGGAGCACACAGCACGGGUGUCCCUCUAUGUCCAAAAGUCUAAUCCAAGUGGCCUAGGCACCCAGCCCCAAGUCCAAGUGAGUCCCCAAAACAUUGGAGUCCACGAAGGCGAGACCUUGAGGUUGUAUUGCCGAGCAACAGGAUCGCCAACCCCGAAGCUCACCUGGCUGAAAAACGGAGGACAGAUCCCUCCACAGGCCAUUCCCUCUCACGGUUUCCAUCAGUUUAAAAGCAACAGUCUCGAUGUGUUACAGAGACGUAUUGAGGAGCUGCAGGCCCGCAAUGACCGCACCGACAUCGGUACUCUGCUCAUCCCCAAUAUCAGGAUGUCUGACGCGGGCACUUACAUGUGUGUUGGCAGCAACAGCAUUGGCUCAAACAGUGCUCCCAUCAAAGUCACUGUGCUCAAAGCGGACCAUGUCUCCUCAGUGGUCACCAUCCAGCCAUCUAUAGCUGAUGUCCAGGAAGGCCAGAGUCUGGAGCUCAACUGUUUGGCGCCUGGAAAUCCUCCUCCCCAAGUCACCUGGACAAGAGCCAGUGGACGCCUCUCCUCCAACCACCAGGUUCUGGGCAGUCAGCUGCGCAUCCUGUCGGCCACACCAGAGGACUCGGGAGAGUAUGUCUGCCGGGUGCAGGGCAACCCAUCAAGCCCCGGAUCUCAUGUCCACCAGGCUUCUGUCUCUGUGUCCGUCACUUCAUCUUCUUCACGUCUUCAGAGUCCAAUCAUCGCCAUCGAGCCCCACAGUGCUGCAGUGCGUGUGGGGGAGACGGCCAGCUUCAGGUGCAGGGUUUACAGCGGAGCCCAGCCUGUCCGACUGGAGUGGAAACUGGCCAACAAUCGUCCGCUGCCAGACAAUGUCAAAGUUGGCCCUGAUGGUUCGGUUAUUACCAUCGCCAAUGCCCGCCCUGUGAACCACGGUGCCUACCGUUGUGUGGCCAGCAACCCAUUCGGCAUCACCCACACCAUCGUGUCUCUGAUCGUCAAAGAGUCUCCCGUGGCCACCGUCACUCCUGCUGGACCCUUGCGUGUCAGAGUGGGCGAACCCAUUAACCUGGAAUGCCAGGCGUCAGGAGAGCCCCGGCCCUCAGUGUCAUGGCACAGGCUGGACAGCAACCGCAAGACCAUGCUGAGCAGCCCUGUGCUCAUGGAGUCCAACGCAGUCAUGCAGAUACUAGUUGCGCGUCCAGAAGACAGUGGCACGUAUGUAUGCACGGCUCGCAACAACGAGGGCACUACUGAGACCAAGGUGGUGGUCGUGGUUGAGGGAGGCUCUCAACUGCCCACGGUACCCAGGGCAACUGUUCCCGAGCCUCUGAUGAUUAUGGUGGAGGGACAGACGGCGACGCUGCGCUGUGAUGCUCACGGUUUCCCAUCUCCGACGAUCACCUGGUCCAAGCUGCGCUCUCCUCUGCCUUGGAGACACAAGGUGGUGAACAACAGCCUGGUGCUGCCCAACGUGGGCCGCCAGGACUCAGGAGAAUACAUCUGCACCGCCACCAACCACAUGGGCACCACCGAAGUCACCAUCACGCUCGAUGUAGAGACCCUUCCUUAUGCCACUUCUCUGCCCGAUGAUGUGGCUGUGCGGGUCGGGGAGGUGAUCAGGUUGCAGUGCCUUGCUCAUGGUACUGCACCUCUGACCUACACUUGGACCAAGCUGGAUGGAAACCUGCCGUCGAGAGCCGAGGUUAGCGCAGGGGAUCUUCAGAUCAACCUGGCGACUGCAGAGGAUGCUGGGACCUACAAGUGCGUGGCGAGCAACAAAGUGGGCAACAGCGAAGUGUUCGCUAAAGUCACAGUCAGAUCCCCCUUGGCAGUGCGUGUGUCACCACAGGUUGAAGUAAAAGCCAAGGGCGAUGCUGUGGAGUUCACGUGUUCGUCAGCAGGAGGUAUAGAAACCAAAAUCGAGUGGCUGAAGGAAGGAGGAGCGCUGCCACCGAACCAUCACAUCAAGGACGGAGUGCUCAGGAUCGAGAACCUCGAGCAGAGCAAUGAAGGUGUUUAUAUCUGCAGAGCCAGCGGCGUGUACGGUCAGGCUCAGGACACCGCCAGGUUGACCAUCCAAGCCCUGCCGAAGGUGAUGAUCAACGUGCGCACCUCAGUGCAGACCGUGAUGAUCGGGAACUCUGUGGAGUUUGAGUGCCAGGCUAUCGGUGACCCGGAGCCCACGGUUCAGUGGAGCAAAGUCGGCGGGUCUCUGCCCGCUCACAUCAUGGUGAAGGGCGGUAUGCUGAAGAUCGAGCGGGUGACGGAGGCCGAUGCCGGGCAGUACCGAUGCACGGCCACCAACAACGUAGGCUCAGUGGAGUCCCAAGUGGUCCUUAACGUCCAGUCCCUCCCUCAGAUUGCUUCUCUGCCUGAGACUAAGGAGGUGACCGUUGGGUCUGAUGCAGUCAUGCCCUGUGUGGCUUCAGGAUACCCUGUGCCUGAGAUCAAAUGGUCCAAGUUGGACGGAGAGCUCCCUCCUAAGUGUUUCCAGGAAGUCAACGUGCUGACGGUUCCUCGGGUCAGCCACGAGGACUCUGGGACGUACGUCUGCACCGCCUCCAACAAACAAGGAAAAGUCGAAGCCUUCACUACACUUCAAGUUCACGAGAGAGUGAUGCCAUACUUCACCCAGGAACCUUUGUCCUACCUCACCCUGCCCACCAUCAAGAACGCCUACAAGGCUUUCAGCAUUAAGAUCAACUUCAGACCCGAUAAUGUCGAUGGUCUCAUAUUGUACGCUGGUAUGAUCCUCUACAAUGGCCAGAGGAGGACCACAGGAGCAGACUUUAUCUCUCUGGGACUUGUGGGCGGCCGCUUAGAGUUCAGGUUCGACGUAGGAUCCGGCAUGGCCACCAUACGCGACCCCAACCCCAUCAAACUGGGAGAGUUUCACACAGUUGAACUGUAUCGCAACCUCACCUUGGGCUACAUCAUUGUAGACGGAGGGGAGCCCAUAAACGGCAGCUCACAGGGCAAGUUCCAGGGCCUGGAUCUGAAUGAGGACCUGCAUGUGGGUGGUUAUCCCAACUACACAAUCCUCGCCAAAACCGCCGGCAUUAAGACUGGUUUUGUUGGCUGUAUCCGUCAGCUGGUCAUCCAAGGAGAGGAAGUCAUCUUCAAAGAUCUUGACCGCAGCUCUACCGGUGUCACAAACUGUCCCACCUGCAAAGACCACCCAUGCCAGAACGGAGGAGCUUGUGAGGACUCGGACGCCAGCUUGUACAAGUGCGGCUGCCCCAGAGGAUUCACGGGCAGCAACUGCCAGCACCACUCGUCCCUGCACUGUCACUCAGACGCCUGCGGACCAGACGCCACGUGCAUCAACCGGCCAAACGGCCUCGGCUACGACUGCCGCUGCCACCUCGGCAAGUUUGGAAACAAAUGCAUGGAUGGGGAACUUGUGACCACUCCGCUGUUCGAUGGUGAGGAAUCAUACAUAGCCUAUCCUCCCCUGACCAACAUCCACGAUGACCUGCGCGUGGAGCUGGAGUUCAAGCCCCUGGAAAGAGACGGAUUGAUGUUCUUCUGCGGAGGGAAGAAAAUGAAGGUGGAGGACUUUGUAGCCAUCUCAAUGGUGGAGGGACAUGUAGAGUUCAGAUAUGAACUGGGCACAGGCCAGGCAAUCCUUCUCAGUCCAGAGCCUGUCUCUCUGGGCCAGUGGCACACGGUUGUGGCCGAGCGUAACAAGAGAGCCGGCCACCUGAAGAUAGACCAAGGCCCAGUGGAGAGGAAGACGUCUCCAGGGAAAGCCCAGGGCCUCAAUAUCCACACCCCCAUGUACCUGGGAGGAGUCCCCAACAUGGACAUCCUGCCUAAGCCUGCCAAUGUCAGCGAAUUGUUUGAGGGCUGCAUAGGAGAGGUUUCCAUCAACAACAAGAAGGUGGAUCUGUCCUACAGCUUCACAGAAAGCAGAUCCAUCCGCAAGUGCGUGGACAACAGUCCCUGUGACCGCCGGCCCUGCUUGAACGGUGGUCACUGCAUGUCGAAUGUUGAAUACGAGUACCAGUGCCUCUGUAAGGAUGGAUUUGAAGGUGAGCGUUGCGAGAUCGUGAGAGAUGUCUGCCAGACCAACGUUCAGUGCCAGAAUGGCGGCAGCUGUGUCGAGGGCCAGUGUGUGUGCAUGCCGAGCCACACGGGCCUGAACUGUGAAGAAGAAAGCCAGGUCUCCAGCUUACCCGAGGCCCAGUGGAAUUUGGAAGCUAGCGAGGCGAAUGAUUCACCCUAUCAGUAUGCAGCUCAUUUCCAAAAUGACGGAUACAUUGCCCUCCCCAAAUCCAUUUUCCCAAGAAGCGCUUUUGACUCACCAGAGACCAUCGAGCUGGAGAUCAACACUGUCUCCUCUGAGGGCCUGAUCCUGUGGCAGGGAGUGGAGACCAGUGGCGCACGAAAGGUGCGAAAGGUGCAUGCUAGUAAAAAGGAACUCGGAGAACACGGCAAAGGCAAGGACUUCAUCAGCCUCGGUCUACAGAAUGGACACCUUGUUUUCAGUUACCAGCUGGGCAGUGGAGAGGCACAGAUCUUGUCCCGGAGGUCCAUCAACGACGGGAGAUGGCAUAAGGUCACAGCAGUCAGAACUGGAAAAGACGGAUACAUCCAGGUUGAUGGAGGAGCAGCGCUACAUGGACAGUCUAGAGGCAGAAGCCUCAUGGUCAACACCAAAGGCAGUAUAUAUUUGGGCGGAGCCCCGGACAUGACCGCCAUGACGGGAGGGAAGUUCCAGGCGGGAAUGACGGGCUGCGUGAGAAACCUGACACUGAUGAACGCCCGGCCGGGACAGCAGCCAGCCCAGGCCAUCGACCUGCAAGCCCACGCAGCCCACGGCAUCAACGUGCAGCCGUGCUCUUCAUAGAUCGCAGCACACACACACACACACACACACACACACACACACACAAGCACACAUAGACAAACACACAUGCAGAGACUAUUGAGUGAUGUCAUACACAGACACAGCAGACUCACACAAAGAGGCUGACACAAACUUGGUGCUUUGCUGCUACCAAAAAAAAAAAGAAA
This is a messenger RNA of Larimichthys crocea (large yellow croaker), 11936 nucleotides long. RefSeq names its product heparan sulfate proteoglycan 2 (gene hspg2). Bases 520 to 11769 code for a protein of 3749 amino acids. NCBI's taxonomy places the organism in Eukaryota, Metazoa, Chordata, Actinopteri, Sciaenidae. The transcript is spliced from 88 exons. The record is from RefSeq and is a predicted model, not a curated record. Gene Ontology annotation, molecular function: protein binding; calcium ion binding. Gene Ontology annotation, cellular component: neuron projection.